This is a messenger RNA of Mytilus trossulus (common blue mussel), 1219 nucleotides long. RefSeq lists its product as uncharacterized. NCBI's taxonomy places the organism in Eukaryota, Metazoa, Mollusca, Bivalvia, Mytilida, Mytilidae. The coding region runs from base 35 to 1219 and encodes 394 amino acids. Gene Ontology annotation, molecular function: protein binding. The transcript has 3 exons. The record is from RefSeq and is a predicted model, not a curated record.
GUUAAACUUCACACUAUUCUUUGUCAAAACCAUUAUGGCGACGAAAUUGUUUCCAUUGUUUCUUGUGUUCCUCUCUUCUCAUGGCUUUUUACUGGAUAAGACACAAAGCAGCAGUGGUCAAUCAGGAACACAGAAUCAAUAUGUGACAGCAUCAGAAUUUUAUGGCGAGACCAAGAUGAGACAAUUGGAAGAUCAACAAUUACGUCGUUACGUCGACAAUGCUCUUGCAAUGCUUACCUCUCAACUGGAACACAAGUUUGAUGCUCUCGAUCAAAAAUUAAUAAGUGGCGAAAAUCAAAGCGUUUCUAGCCAAGCAUAUGAAUCGAUACACCAAAAGUACACUGAUCUUGAGCGCAAAUAUACGGAUUUAGAACGUAAAUAUAAGUCAGUGAAUAAUGAAUUCAAUUUAAUCAAAAGCCAAUUUUUGUCAAUACAAAACAAAACCAGUGAAAACAGAAACGACAUUCAUACGUUGAAACAACUCGGAAACAUCAAACCAUUGCAGGAAGUUCAAACUUUACAACAGGACUUAAAGUCAGUUUCUGCUCAAACACAUUCUCUUACUGUAAACGAACGUGCACGGAGUCAAGAUUUUCUUGCCUUAUAUAAUAUUACUAUAAACCAAAAAUCAGCAUUGAGUGUUUUAAAUGCCACCUCACGGGAACAGUUAAUGAAGCUUCGAGAACUUGAAACGAAUAACUCUAAGCAAUUAUUGAGACUCGAAGAACUAGAAACCAAUACUAGUAAACAACUAGUGAGACUUGAACAGAACCACAAUUCGACAACAUCUGGUAUCAUCAGUAAGAUGGAAGCCAUGAAGAAACAGGAGAAUAAGACCAUGUCCGUGAUGCAGACACAAAUAAACAAGAAUUCAGAAAGAGUUGCCAUGACCGCUCAUCCAUCGCAUACAGCAACAAUAACCAAUACUAUCAUUAAGUUCGAUGAUGUAAAGUUUAGUGUUGGUAUCACCAACCUGGCCACAUACAAGUCCACGGGAAAAUUUACAUGCGAACAAGAAGGACUUUACAUUAUAUCAGCUUCUGUGAUGUCGUUAACCAAUAAUGCCGAAUACUUCAUUUAUCUGAAUGGGAAUCCUAUUUCAGAUACAUUCAUCGGCCAACAUAGCAAUACUAACGUGCAUACUGGUGCAGUGACUGUCACACGAAAGUUAAAACUAAAUGACCAAGUCUGGUUGUAUGCUAUUGGGUCUUGGCUUUAG